GGGGACAGCGGGGACCGAGGUGGGGCCCCCGGAUCCCGCUGCCCCUUGCCCGGAAGCAGGAACUCGGGCCUCGGCGAGGGUCUGACGGAGAUGCGGAGGCCGGUCCACAGGCUCCUGCAUCCUAGCGAACCGGGCCUUGUUGCGCGAUAACAAUAAUGGUAAUGUUUCCUGGGAGCUUUAUUUGUGUCAGUCACUGCUAAGCGCUUUCCGUACCUUGGCUCUCCUCACCCCAGCUCUUUGAGGCAGAGGUGGAGGAGACACUGAAGCGACUUCAGAGCCAGAAGGGAGUACAGGGCAUCAUCGUGGUGAACACAGAAGGCAUUCCCAUCAAGAGCACCAUGGACAACCCCACCACCACACAGUAUGCCAACCUCAUGCACAACUUCAUCUUGAAGGCCCGGAGCACUGUGCGUGAAAUUGACCCCCAGAAUGACCUCACCUUCCUUCGAAUUCGCUCCAAGAAAAAUGAAAUUAUGGUUGCACCAGAUAAAGACUAUUUCCUGAUUGUGAUUCAGAAUCCAACUGAAUAAGCCACUCUCUUGGCUUCCUGCGUCAUUCCUUAAUUUAAUAGCCCCCAAGAAUAAUAAUGUUAAUCAUGUCAACCGACUGGCAGGUGGAAAUCACCUUAGGGCCUCCUUAGAGGAUGCGCCAGUGCUCAGUCAUCAGAGUCAUCCCUCUGCUGGCCGGUCACCCUUGAAUUCUUGGGAGGGCCUUCUUUCCUCACGUCCAGAUUUCAGAGCAAGAGCUUUGAGCAGCCCACACCCUGCUUCCUUCUGACCUUCAGUUCACUUUAUCACCCUUGGAAAAGGCUGUUUUUGUUUAACUAAAAAUAACUGAAAUGCUUA
Mustela erminea (ermine) is the source of this 845-nucleotide messenger RNA. It is a transcript of the gene DYNLRB1, whose product is annotated as dynein light chain roadblock-type 1. NCBI's taxonomy places the organism in Eukaryota, Metazoa, Chordata, Mammalia, Carnivora, Mustelidae. Gene Ontology annotation, biological process: microtubule-based movement. The transcript is spliced from 4 exons. Gene Ontology annotation, molecular function: dynein intermediate chain binding. Bases 339 to 530 code for a protein of 63 amino acids. The record is from RefSeq and is a predicted model, not a curated record. Gene Ontology annotation, cellular component: cytoplasmic dynein complex; centrosome; cytoplasm.